AUUAUACAACUAAUACUUUAUGCAUCAACAUUAAUUACAAGAUUUAUUUUUAUUCAAAUAAAUCAUCCUUUAGCUAUAGGAUUAAUAUUAUUAAUUCAAACAAUUCAAAUCUGCAUACUUACAGGUUUAAUAGCUAAAAGAUUUUGAUUUUCUUAUAUUCUAUUUUUAAUUUUUCUAGGGGGAAUAUUAGUAUUGUUUAUUUAUGUUACAUCUUUGGCAUCUAAUGAAAUAUUUUCUUUAUCUAUAAAAUUAACAACUAUCUCUUUAUUUAUUUUUUCAAUAAUUUUAAUUAUUAAUAUUUUAUUAGAUAAAUCAAGUAUUUCUUUUUUUAUUCAAAAUAAUGAAAUACAAUCAAUUUAUAAUCUAAACAUAUUUUUACAAGAAAAUUCUUUAAAUCUUCAAAAACUUUAUAAUUAUCCAACAAAUUUAAUAACAAUUUUAUUAAUAAACUAUUUAUUAAUUACAUUAAUUGCUGUAGUAAAAAUUACUAAAUUAUUUUAUGGUCCCCUUCGCCCUAUAAACUAA
This is a messenger RNA of Ceratitis capitata (Mediterranean fruit fly), 525 nucleotides long. The record is from the annotation of a RefSeq genome assembly. Lineage: Eukaryota; Metazoa; Arthropoda; Insecta; Diptera; Tephritidae.